UUCACGCUUCCGGUGUGGUUUCCGGUUAGCUGGCGCAUCUGCAGCAUCCGAAGCCGCAGACGAGAAACGCCAUGAACAACACGCUCAGUUCUGCCUGAAUUUAUUUUUUUCCGAUUAAAAUCAAACUGCAUCCGUUCACUGUUCACCGGCAGGCCACCGGCGGAGCGCGCAGAUGAGAUGUGUCACGCGUCUGAGCGCGUUUUGCAGGAAUGCUAGCGUUAGCGCCUAGCUGAGUAUUUGUUGAAUUUAAAUUAUUAUUCUUUUUCAUCAAACAAGAGACGAAUCAAUAUUAUUAUGGACGUUUAACAAAUUAAAUUAUCUAUUAUUGUAAUUAAUAUCGCAUGUCAUCUGCUUUUCUGCGAAAAGUGGGUUGUUUUUAUAGGUUCUCAUGAGCUGCACAGCUGGCUGAUGAUGGAGAGUUUGACUUUCAUCCAGCAAAACAAUAUUUUUUCUUCGCUUAAAGUUUGAAGGUUAAUUUUUCAACAGGGCUUAAAUGUUUACAUUGAUUUAAGUAUUUAUAUCGUGAUAAGGGCCCGUGUCCCAUAAAAAGACACUAGACAAACACUUAAAUCAUAUCAGGUCAUCGCUGAUGGAUGCUGUUUAUUUGGAUAUACUCAACUGUGAUGUAUUAAUUUAGCAGAUAUUCCUGUUGUUUUCGUUUAUUAAUACGUUUUUGUUGCUAUACGGUUCAUUUAAGCUGUGAUCAGAACCAGAAUUGGGGUACGAGUCCAUGUUUGACAGUCACAGCUGAUCUAGACCUCUAGAACCAGAACAACCAACCCACUUUCUUAUAGACUCGCAUAAGUAGUUAAGGGAUCUGUGAUACAUCAUGAAGAAGUUCUUUGACUCCCGGCGGGAGCUGGUGGGCUCUGGACCCGGUUCUGGAGGUGGAGCGGGAGGUUCUGGAUGCUGCAGCAGUGUUGGUGGGAAUUUUAUCGGACGGGCUUUCACUGUUGGAAGACACCAGGUCACUGUAGAAGAAACUCUGGCAGAAGGUGGCUUCGCAAUCGUCUUCCUGGUGAGGACCAAUCAGGGGGUGCGCUGUGCCCUAAAGAGGAUGUACGUUAACAAUGAACAUGACCUGCAGGUCUGCAAGCGUGAGAUCCAGAUCAUGCGGGAUCUCAAUGGUCAUAAGAACAUCGUAGGGUUCCUGGACUCCAGCAUCACGGCUGUAGGAGGUGGAGAUGUGUGGGAGGUGUUUAUCCUCAUGGACGUCUGCAGAGGUGGUCAAGUGGUGAACCUAAUGAACCAGCGUUUGCAGACGGGCUUCAGUGAACAGGAAGCACUCCAGAUCUUCUGUGACACUUGUGAAGCUGUGGCACGUCUGCACCAGUACAAAACUCCCAUAAUCCACCGAGACCUCAAGGUGGAAAACAUCCUCCUUCAUGACCGAGGACACUAUGUUCUGUGUGAUUUUGGCAGCGCCACCAUGAAGUUCCAGAACCCCCAGAGUGAAGGAGUGACUGUGGUGGAGGACGAAAUUAAAAAGUACACAACACUGUCCUAUCGCGCUCCUGAAAUGGUGAAUCUGUACAACGGCAAAAUCAUCACCACUAAAGCAGACAUCUGGGCAUUGGGCUGUCUGCUUUAUAAACUCUGUUUUUUCACAUUGCCCUUCGGCGAGAGUCAGGUGGCCAUCUGUGAUGGCAACUUCACUAUUCCAGACAAUUCUCGGUACUCCCAGGACAUGCACCGUCUCAUCCGGUACAUGCUGGAGCCUGACCCUGAUAAGAGGCCUGACAUUUAUCAGGUGUCCUACUUUGCUUUCAAACUGGCCAGACGGGACUGCCCUGUCCAAAACUUUAAGAAUUCUCCCAUUCCUGCUCAACUUCCUGAGCCAAUCCGAGCGAGCGAAGCAGCCGCAAAGAAGAGCCAAGGCCAGACCAAGGCGAGACUUACAGACCCCAUUCCCACCACUGAAACAUCCAUCACCCCACGCCAGCGGCCCAAAGCAGCACAAUCCCAGUCCCAGGCACUAGGGGGCAUCUUGCCCAUCCAGCCUGCUGCCCUGACCCCACGCAAGAGAGCUAACAUGCCCGCUGGGGCUGCCCAGCCGAUAGCUGUCAGCUUGAACUUGGCUCAGCCGGCUGCAGCGCUACAGUCUCAGAAAGCCCAGGCAUCUCCGGCUCCUCAGCAGAAAACGCCCGUGCAGCCCAUCCCCAUCACAGCUGUGCCUGCAGUAGCAGGAGGGGGUGUUCCAGUUGCAGCUGGCAGUCCCGCCCCUCAGAAAGCUGUAGCCACUCCUCCUCCAUCCAGCCCCGCCCCACCCACCGCACCUGCACGGAGUGCCCGUCGUAAGCAGGCAUCUGUGGCUCUGCAGCAGCCGGUGCCCAUCCAGCCCAGUGUUACUCAGCCGCCUGCGGCCCCGCCUCCAGCACAGGCUGAGCCUGCAGCAGUGCCGCCCACUGUCCAGCAGCCAGCACCUCAAUCCCAAAUCAGCCCAGAGAAGGCAGAGGAGAGGCCUGUAGCCCCUGGCCUUUCCCAAACUCCUCCUUCGUCCCCGAGGACGGCCCAGAAAGCGGGGCACAGACGCAUCCAGAGUGAUGUCACACACAGCGCUAUGUUCGGUGUUCCGGUCAGCCAGUCCACUCAGCAGCUGCAGGCGGCCACAGCAGAGGCCAGCCUCAACAAGUCAAAGUCAGCCAGUGCCACCCCAUCCAACUCUCCCCAGUCCUCCCAGCAGAGUGUGUACCAGCCUGCACAGCAGGGCAGCACUUCUGGUCCUCCAGCUCCUGCCUCGGCCUCUAGCCUGAAAAGCCCCCCUGACCAGCCCACCUGGAAUCCCUUUGGUGAUGACAAUUUUUCCAAACUUACAGCUGACGACCUGCUCAACAAAGACUUUACCAAGUUAGCUGACGAACCGGUUGAACCUCUGAUUGCAGCUACUGAGAGUCUUAUUCCUGGGCUGGAAGCUGCAGAACCUGCUCCUCCAUCCUCUGUUGAAAGACCUGUUGACAUUCUGGGCUUAGAACUGGGAGCUGGUUUGCUAGCUGUACCAGAGAAGCUGAUAGAGGGCCUGAAGUCUCCAGAUACUUCUCUCAUGCUGCCUGAUCUUCUGUCCAUGGCUGACCCUUUCGGCAGCUCCAUGGAUGACAGUAGAGAUGUCAAAACGGAAGUGUGUUUGGACUCUCUGAUUCCUGGCUUGGAGCCCCCUCAGACUCAACUGCACCCUGUGGAGGCUGAACCAGCAUCAUCAGCACUGGCAGACCCUCUAAUUGGAGACGACUCCUUGCUGGGCUGUUCUCUCCCCUCUGGCUCUGCCUCAUGUCUGGAUGACUUUGCGCCUGUCUCAGGAGGCUCUUCCCAGAAUAUACCAGCUGCAGACUGUUUGAUCUCAGGCUUUGAGCCUCCUAGCACUCAGACGGCCAAUGAAGAUGAAUUUGACCCCAUACCAGUAAUGGUCUCCAAAAACUCUCAAGGAGGUCACUCUCGCAGCAACAGUGGCAGCUCUGAGUCCAGCCUGCCCAGCCUGGCCCGUUCCCUGCUGCUGGUGGACCAGCUCAUCGACCUCUAGACCGUACAGAUAAUUCCUGCAGUGCUGAAGAUGACGCCAUCCGCUGUAGUCUUCUGCCUUUAACCAUGAAUCCCUCCUGCUUUCCUUUAUCCUGUCCUCCACCGACACUCUUUUUCAUCGUCCAUUUCCCUCUUUAAUCGGUUUUUCAUCAUUCCGUCGCUUCAGUUUCUUCCUGUUCAUCACAUCUUGUGUUUUAUUUCUUUCCCUGCUGCUGUUGUCCAUCAGUUGUCGUCAUCAUCCCCAUCAUCGCUCAUUUGAUUUGACACACUCAGCUUUGCUCUCCUGCACCAUGACAUUUAUCUCCCUGAUGAGUUUACGUUCAACUUGUUUCUUACAAGUCUGGUGCAACCUUUUUCUAGGGGCUCAAAAUCCAGUUUCCUCUGGCAUCCAUAUCUGUGCUUCCUUUGGACAUGCAUAUUUGACUGUCACACAUCUCAUCUGCCUCGCAGUCAAGAGUGCAAAAUCGUUCUUCUCUUUGGUCUUUUGCUGUGUCUUCAGUAUUACUCAUGAAACCCGUCUCGAGAUUAAACUGACAUGGGUUUAGACUCAUGCAGUUGGCUCCUUCCAGACCAAAAUUAAAGUACAAAGUGAACCAAAUGUUUACAGACAGGAGUAUUUUCGCUGGAUGUUUACAGACCGGCAGGUAGGCAACACAGCUUGUGAGAAUUUAUCUUUGCCCAGACUGACCGCAGGGUACGAACGGAUCAUAAUACUUCAUGUAGAGUGAUUUCAAAUCUUUAAAUCUGACUAGAAGCUCCUCAUUGCCAUUAGUGGUACUUGUUCGCCAUCUCACGACCUCCAUAUCAUCAUUCCUCUGUUAUUUCUUUGUAAAUAGCUCUAUUGAUGUUGUACGUUGGCUCGAAGCAAUGUAAAUUGUUGUAUAUCUGCAUCAUCUGACUCUCCCGCCCUCAACAGUGAUUUGUUCCCCCUGUGUAUAAAGCAUCUGGUCCAAAUGUCCAGCAAUUCCUUCAGAGAUGCCCGUAUUACCCCAUAGUAUACAUCAUUGUGAGAUAAUUUAAAAGAAAUAUUUCAUAUACGGUUAAGAUUCUAUGUGAAUAUGAAUAGAAUGGUAGAGAAUGAAUGUAUGAAUUGAGUAUUCAUAUAUAAAUGCAGAUAUGUGUAUACGAAACCUAUUUAAGAGAAAACUUUAUCUCUUUGUUCUGUGUGUUGAGACGUGUUUGCGAAUGUAAAUUGUCGGUUUCAUCUAACGGCCAAAUCGUCAUUGCUGAACAAAGUCAGUUGAGAAAAGAGGACAAUCUUGAAGCAUGGUUUGACGGCAUUCGUGUGCAAAUCGACUGGAUUUGUUUUCAGUUUGCGUUGCCUUUUAUUCUCCGAUGUAUAUAAUUGACAAAAACAGGUUGUAGUCUUGAGGGAAAAAAUACUCUACGGUCCUCAAUGCUGUACGUAUACAAUCCAUCCUUGAAUCUACUGCCCGAUGCCAUGCUUUCUUGCACAGUUCUCGUGAAUCAGACGCAUAUCGAAGCAUGGCAGUGUUUAUCAAUAUGAAGUUAAGACAUGUCUGUGGCCAAUCUUCAUAUCAGUACUGUACGUAUGUGUUUGCGUGUAUGUGUGGAUGUGCAGUAAAUAAAUAGCUAGUCUUAGGUGUUGAAAGUGGUGAGGUCGUUCUGUCUUUGACAUGGUUUAUCUGCUUCGUUCGAACAGCUGGACCCACAGCAGGCACCUCUGUUUCAAGCACAGGUUCUCUUUUCAUUCACUGAGAGUUAUAAGACUGCUCAAAUUAAGAGCAUGGAAAAUCGCUUUAAUGCUGUACGGUAUUAGCAGAAUCUCAAUCAGUGUCUGACACAUUAGGUGUUUCUCAAUGUCAAGGAAGGAUCCUCGGAAGCCAGUAUUUCGGGGAUGCUACGUCAUCGACAUCCGUCGAAGGACUGUUCCAAUGUCGAGGAUCCUCGGAAUUUCAACCAAGGACUGAGUCCUUCGUUCGAAGAAUAUCCCAUACACAGGAAAGGAUGCAUAUGUGUAUCCUUCGUGCUCUUCGCGCUCUCAAAUCACCCACAAUCCUAUGCGCGCAAAAAUUAAAAAAAUGUCGAACGUUAACGUAGUCAGAGCGUUAACGGUUUUUAUUUACGUUACCAAACAUUUGUUAGAACUGUAGUAAAUAUAAGUAAAGUUUGACGUUUAAAUGCCAGUACAAAUUACUACUUUAUUGAUAUUAUAAAUUAUACAAAUACAAAUGGUUAACUGAACCGGACCUGUCAUUUAAUAAUUGGUUGCGUCAUCGGCAUUUCUUUUCUAAAUAACUAGUUAAGUUGUCCAAAGUAAUUUAAUGAUACCAUUCACAGCGUUAUUCAAACAGACCUUUUCACUGAGGUAAUGACGCAAUUACGUGCACUUGCUAGCCUUUUCCAUUUACGUGUUCUCCGUAUGCUAAAGAGGAGUCUCACCUUUAGCCUCUGAAGGAAGUGACUUGGAAGGAUCAGUCCUACCAAGGAAGUAUCCUUGACAUUGAGAAAUGCUUUGUGUAAAACCAAGUUCUUUAAUCAGGUCGAACCCCCCCCCCCCCCCCAAAACCACCAGCUUUUUGACAUUGCUGAAUCUGUAAAUGCCAUUGAAAUGAGUUCUAUCAUAAGGGCAACAGAAGUAGGGCUGGGCGGCCCCAUAGAGAUUUCCCAUACUGCUUACUGUUAGAUUAAAUAUGAACGACUUUUCCCAUGCUGUCGAAUUUGACUUGCAUGAUCACAUUAUUAUUUUAAUAAUAAAUAGCAUAAAUAUAUAUAACAUAUCUUAGGCUCACCAAGGUUGCAUUUAUUUGAUUAGAAAUACUGUAAAUCUGAAAUCUGUUUUAAUAUAUUUUAGAGUGUCAUUUAUUCCUGUGAUGGCAGUUGAAUUUUCAGCAUCAUUAUUACAAUCUUCAGUGUUGAUCAUUGGGUAAUCAUUCUAAUAUGCAGAUUUGAUUCUCAAUAAAAAAUAUUAUUAUUAUUAUUAUCAAUAUUAAAAAUAACGUUGAUGUCUUUCCGUGGUUGAAACACUGAUUUAGCAGUUACAUGAGGCAUGAGAUGUUCAAUCAUGUUUAUUCACGUUAAAACUAGUCGUACAGAGGAAGGAAACGGCUCUAUACAAAUACGUAUACCAUUACACCCCUAAUAUACACACACACACACACACACACACAUUUUUGAUUUCCAACUAAUAAAUGUAUUGUGACACACACCUUAAUGUGAUAUAGAAGUUUUUAGUUUUCCCGCCCACCCUAAAGUUCUGUAAUUAAAACAAAGCAACAAGAUGAGAAAACCAUGAACGUCAAGCUCAUGUUGGCAUACAAAAACUGUGGCUAUUUUACGCGGCGUAUUGUUAGGUUGGAGGCAUUGGCGAAAACCUGCAGAACAGCACUGCACGUCAGGAAAAGAGAUGCUGCUGGGGCUCCGUUACUGAUAUUUGUUGUUGACAGUGUCGACUACGAGAUCGUUCUAUACACUGGCCUCUCCUCUGUACAGCCGUCUGCAGACUCUCAUGUUAACCUAUGCAAUCCUAAUGCUUCAUCUUGUAGUUCUCAGUAGAGGUCUUUGCCCCGUGGGUAGUGUUUGACUUGUGGUGUUGUGCAAAAAUCAAAGAUUCCUUUUAUGUGCUGUUUUUUUGUUCAGAGAAAAACGAUAUUUAUGACCAUGUUUAUCCCCGGAGUUGGAACCUCAUUGGUCUCUGUAGCAAACACCCUCAGCCCAGUGUUAGAACAGUGAUGGGUUCAUGUGCACCUUCUAUUUUUGUGGAAACCAAUAAACAAAGAAAGGGGUGUUAAAUAAACAUGUAAAUGUGAAUGUAAA
Molecule: messenger RNA, 7290 nt
Organism: Carassius gibelio (silver crucian carp)
Lineage: Eukaryota; Metazoa; Chordata; Actinopteri; Cypriniformes; Cyprinidae
Gene: aak1b
Product: AP2 associated kinase 1b
Exons: 21
Coding region: 830-3514 (894 amino acids)
Biological process (GO): protein phosphorylation
Molecular function (GO): ATP binding; protein kinase activity
Source: RefSeq, a predicted model, not a curated record